UCCGCCACUCCCUCCCUGCUGUCAGCCUGCAACGCCGUCCGCGCCCCGCGGCUCUGCAGAACUAAAUGUUGAUUGGCUGCGUUGUCGAGGGGGGAGACUGAGGGAUGAGCACCGCGGCGCCACCACCUCUCUGCGGCCCGGCUCGCACGCACUCGCUCGGGAGUUUCCGUCCCCCCAGCUCGGGUGUUUCCGGCCGCCCCGCUCCGGCCCCGCUCGGGUGUUUCCGGCCGCCCGCCGAGCCGUGCCCAUGUCGGACGCGCUCUCCGCCGGCUCCCGCCCCGAGCUCCCGGGCGGCGACACCGCGCCCCGGGACCCCGCAGAAAAUGAAGACUCAUCCCAAAAGACAGAGCCUGCAGAUCAGCUAGUUGAUCCUUUGGAGUCCAGUACUUCGCAGAGCGGGUCACAGGCUGGGCCACACCUGAGCACGGGCACAACAGAGCACUCAAAGGAAGAAAUUGGCACACUGGGGUACCAGAAAGUGGCUGAACUAGAGGAGAAGCUGCCUGACCAAGUCCAGUCUCUCAAAAAGGAAGCUGUUCCAUUAACCAGCUACCAUGUACCUCAGGGAGUAGGGGAUAUAGUCAUGAUUCAGUCAGAUCACACUGGUGCCGUGGAUAUUCUUUCAGCUGAGCUGGAGACCGCAGACCUCCUUGGGGAGCAGAGAAAAGCUCAGCCUCCCCCUCUGGCUGCACCCACCACGUGGACCACUGAGAAGAUGAAGGAAUUCAAAGCCAAGAUGGGAAAGGAGAAGAAUGGCCGGAUGGUGGUGAAGCGAGGCGAGGUGGUGACAGUCCGUGUUCCAACCCAUCCUGAUGGGAAAUGCAUUUGCUGGGAGUUUGCUACAGAUGACUAUGACAUUGGGUUUGGAGUCUAUUUUGACUGGACCACAGUUACUAGCACUGCCAUUACCGUUCAGGUCAGUGAAUCCAGUGAUGAGGAGGAUGAAGAGGAGGAUGAGGAAAUUGAAGGACUGUCCCCUGCAGGUGAUGUGGAACGGGGUUCCAAAAGCUAUCUGCGGAACCGCUAUGGAGAGAUCAUGCCUGUGUACCGGAGGAACAGCCACCGGGAGGUACAGGCAGGCAGCCACGAGUACCCGGGCGAGGGCAUCUACCUGCUGAAAUUUGAUAACUCGUACUCUCUGCUCCGCAAUAAGACUCUGUUCUUUCACGUCUACUACACUGGCUGAAGAGGAGGGAAGGGGCAAGGAUGGCAGGCAGGUGAUGGUGAGUGUAGCAGGCUGCCACCCAGCCCUGGUACUGCCUGACACACUACUGUGUGACAGAACCAUGGCACAAUUCUGCCAGCUCUUCUUCAGACUUGAACCUGAACUGGUUCUCCCCACACCCUUCUUCCUUCUUCCCGCUGUCCCAGGGGAGAAAGGUAGUUGUGACUGCCUGGUUGUUCCCAGGCAGCUGCUCUUUCUCCAAAACUUCAGGAGGUCUGCUCCAUGCAGGCAUUGGGCUGGGCCUUCACGUCACAGCUGGCAAUUGCGCAGAAGCCACAUUCAGGUGGUUGUGGUUCUGAUCUGUUGUGCUGUUACAAAAUGAAGUGAAAAUAAUCUGUUACUAUUUUGUGAAUAACUUUUCCAACUCUCCUGCUGCAUCUGCAUCACUAGAGGUCAGCUGUUAGCUUCAGUGAGCCAGAAGCACAGCUGGCUUGUCACUUAGCCAGGUUACGUAACCCCAUCACCUACCAUCGCUACAGCCACCAGCAGUCAGUGCUUCCUUCACUCACAUGAGUGGGUGGGAGUGCAGCUGGCCAGCAGCACCCUGUGCUGCAGUGACUUGGCAGUGCUACAACAGGUGGGCCCCAAAUAGCAGUCACAGCUCAUGCUUGAAGAGGGGGUGGGAGCAGGGUGCACACCUCAUAGUCCAUAGAAAGGCUUUUCCACAGACUAAGAAUUGGAUGUUGUAUCUGUUGAUAAUAGGCAUAUGUAGAUAAUUAAAACCUCAGCGAUUACCAGAAGUUUUUUCUGUAAUCCAGAUGUGAAGCAGAAGACAUUACUUAGCACCAUGCUGAAUGAAUACAAAAUCGUUGGAAUACAACUAAUAAAUACACAGGAAAUAUUUCUUAGUAGCAGGAUGUUGGUUCACUGAUAUUGCACCCAUAUGUAGCAAGGAAAAGGCUCCCAGAGAAAUGCAGUUUGUCAGCUGCUAUUGCUGUUGCAAAGGUAUUGUUAGGAAGUUUCUUGGCAUGUUUUGGUGACUAGUGAUGGUAUCAGUUAUCACCUUCUGCUUAAGUAGUGGCUGAGUUGAGCAAGGAAAAGUUAAUCCAUCAGAGAUGAAUUUUAAAACAUGUUAAUUGUUGUUUAUUUUAAUACUUUUAACUUGAAAUAGUUCUCUUUUCUAAGAAUACUGCUGUAUUUACAUUUUGAUACCUCUUUGCAGAGACAAAAAAUUACUUUCCAUGGUGAUACUAGAAAAGUUCUGAGUUUUAUUUUUAAAUCGUCCAGGUAAAGCACCUCUACUUGGUCCAUUCCUUCUAUUGUGAGGAAAUGAUGGACAGAAUUAUUUGGGGUAGUUAAAGCCAAAGAUUUUGCUCUCAUAGGAGGGCUGCGUAUUUCCUAUAAAGGGUAUAUUGUAAUGCUGUACAAUUUGCUCUAUAUUCAAGCUUACUUUUAACUAUCUCUGCUUACUGAUUCACUGCUCCAGAGCACUUAGUAGGUCAAAAUGGUAAGAGAGAAAGCAGUAGAGCAGCCCAAGCUGUGAGCAGGAGUGGAAAUUGGAAGAGCAUUGCUUGGAGAACAGUGGUUUUCUGGGCGAGUGGGCAAGGAGCAGAGUUGUUGCUGCUUUGGGCCCUGAGAUGGGGAGAAAACAGCCACCUUCCUCAAAAGAGAGAGUGUGUUCACCAGGAUUGGGGGGAACUGCAAAGCUACCUUAUUCAAGCAGGUCAAGCACAGGGAGACCAAACAGUAGGGCUUGGUAUCUGUCAGAGCAAGAUGCUCUUUCAGUUAGCAGCUUGGAGAGGGCUAUUCCUUCCUGUAACCUCUCAUGGGUGAAAUGAAGAAACAUCCUGUGGCCUUUAUACAGCACCUGAAUCAGGCCUGAACAAUUUAGGUAAGGUGUUGUGUUUUUUUUCCAUCCUUUGUCUAUCCAGUUCCUAGGUAUUGCUGAUGGAGUGACACACUUCACUUCUCACAGAGAAGUAGUAGUGGUUUGUUUGCUGAUAAAAAAAGCAUCAGUUUUCAUAACAUUUCAUAGUUGGUGUGUUGUGUAUAGCCUAGGAAAUAAGAGGCUGGAGAACAGCACUGCAGACAGGGAUCUGGGGGUCCUGGUUGAUGACGAGUUGAACAUGAACCAGCAGUGCCCUGGCAGCCAGGAGGGCCAGCGCUGUCCCGGGGUGUAUCAGGCACAGCAUGGCCAGCCGGGAAAGGGAGGGAUUGUUCUGUGCUGCUCUGCACUGGGGCAGCCUCACCUCAAGUGCUGGGGACAGUUUUCAUCGCCACAAUGUGAAAAAGACAUUAAGCCAUUAAAAACCAUCCAAAGGAGAGCCACAAGGAUGGUGAAGGGUCUGGAGAGGAAGCCAUGUGAAAAGUGGCUGAGGUCACUUGGUCUGUUCAGGCUGGAGGAGAGGAGACUGAGGGGAAACCUCAUUGCAGUUACAGCUUCCUCGUGAGGGGCGGGCACUGAUCUCUUCAAUCUUGAGACCAGUAACAGGACUCAAGGAAAUGGCCUGAAGCUGAGUCAGAGGAGGUUUAGGUUGGGUAUAAGGAAAAAGUUUUUCAUUCAGAUGGUGGCUGAGCACUGGGACAGGCUCCCCAGGGAAGUUAUCACAGCACCCAGACUGACAGAGUUCAAGGAGUGUUUGGACAACACUCUCAGGUGCAUGUUCUGAUUGGUGGGGUGUCCUGAGACAGGAGCUGGACUCAAUGAUCAUGAUGAGUCUCUUCUAACUCAAGGUACUCUGAUUCUAUGAGCCUUUUGUACCAAGUCACUGGAGAACACCCUAAAACUAUUUAUGAUCACACAAAAAACACUGGGCCAAUGCCAGAAGAAAAGUUGCACAUAGAAUACAGAAGUUGGUCGUGUCCCAGAGCAGUAAAAUCAGCCACAUACAUGUAUGGUCAAUGCCAGGGCUCUUCAGUCUGUUCUUCAGCCUCUGGGAAAACUUGGUGGUGUUGAAACUCCAUGGUGAAAUUUUGCAGGACUGUUGAAGGAAAUAAAAAUAGGAAUUACAUUUUUCCUAGAUGUUUCACUAGGUUGUUUCUUACCUUAUAUUUUAUGUUGUUAAUUAGGAAAAAAUACUUUCGUUCAUCACUCAAUGCUUGUCAAGGAAGUGUUUUUGUAAAAGUGGGUACAAGCUUAAGUCAAUCUGUGAACUCCAAAUUGUCACAAGUUUAUGGAAUUUCACCUAGUUCCAUUACCUAAAAGACUGCAUCACGUAAAAUCUUACAGUAGAGGAUUAGACUAAUAAUUUUCUUCCCACAGAUGAUGUAGGAAGUAAAAGAUACCAAGUACAUGGAAAUGGCAGGUUUAUUUAGUAAAUGCUUUAGCAACACAAGGCAGUCUCUGAAAACAAGGUCAAUGCUAGAAUUAACUGUCGCAAAUUGUAGGAGAUGGGACUAUACUUCUUUUCCAGCUUCAGUGGGUCUUACGAGAAAGAAGGAAGAAGGUCUGUAUCCUUACAAAUUAUGGUCUCUAUCCAUCUGAUACAGACUGUAACAGCUGAUGUGAAAGCAGGAAAAUUUGAGGAAGUUCAAUAAUUUAAAUUCAGACAGAAAUUCAGAAAUUCUCAAAAAUCUCUUGGCUCUUCAGGCCUUUAGACUCAGAAAAGUGUUUAAAUAUUUUUUUCUUAGAAAUGAGAUUUUUUUCAUGUGCUGUUUUAUAAAAUAAAUAAACAUUCCAUUAAAAGUUUAUUGAAAUUGUCAUUGCUAAUAAAAUUGGAAUUAUUGAAACCUCUAGAAACACUCUAAACGCAGUUAACAGUUUAAUUGUAUUUUGCACAACUAUUCAUACCCAUAUAGUAAAACAAGUCCUUAAAAAGCUGACAAGAAAAUCCAGCAGUAGCAGUUGAGUAUUAUGAAGACACUUCUGCAGCUCAGGCCACCUGAGUUACUCAUCACAUUCUGCAGUUGACAGUAUCCUUUCAUAACAGCUUCUGGUUUAAAGGAGAAUUGAGUUAGAAAAGCAAAUCACAAGGAAAUAUAUGUUUGGGGAUUUUACUCCCCUACCCUUUUUAAAGUGUUGGUUUGCGAAUAAUGAAAAUUACUGAUUAAAAAUGUGACAAGGAGAUUAAUGAAGCAUCAUUCAGAUAACAGGAUCAGUCAUGUCAGUCAGCUCACACACAUACAGUACAAAAUACUUGGACAGACAAGGACUGGAAGGCAGGGUUGUGCCAGGAACAUCAGAAAUGAUCAUGAUGUGGCUGCAAUGUGUGACUCCUCCAGUACUUACGGAUUACAGUACCCCUGUGCCUCAUGAAGCACUACAUGCAGCAGUAACUGUAGGAUGCCUAGUUCUCCUCAUAUGCUCUAAAGGCUGUUCUCAUGGCUUCCAAACCCAUCCCCUCUCCCUCCUCACCAGGUAUCCUGCACUCAGGUCAGUGCUGUGAACCAGGUGUAACCCAUCUCCAGCACACACAGCCCCACAGGCACAGCACCCCAGCACGUGUAACUUGUUUCCCACACAGCUCUGCAGGUGCAGCAGCCUGGUCUAGUUGAAGGUGUGCCUGCCUAUGGGAAAGCAGUUGCAACUAGAUUAUAUUCAAGGUCCAUUUCCAAUCCAAAACGUUCUAUGAUCUUAUGAGUAAAUGUGACAAUAAUUUAACAAGAGAUGAUGGCAAGGUAUACAUAAUGGUUUACUGCAUAGAGGGCAGGGUCAGACAAAACUGUCAGGGAGACCCUGUGCUGAGUCAGGAGGCUGAGAAAGGACCUCCUUAUUUCUUAAACUCCUUGAGAGGAAUUUAGGUGUGUCUGGAUCCAGACUUAGUCCCAGACUUGGCUAGCAGUUUACAUCUAAAGGAUUAUGUGCACAGUCAAUCCUGUAUCUCACUUAGCUAAGAUUUCAAGCUUUUGUGUGCUUUUAGCAUUUAGUGAGAAUUCACUAGCAAGGAAUCUCUCAGCCUCAAGAAGUUAACCCUAAGAGGCAUCACUAGUCAAGUGGAGAUCCUGGGGUACAGCCUACUGCCAUGCAAGAGACAGUAACAGGCCCUGGGCUGUCCACUGUUUAGAGUAAGAUGAUUGACUUACAGUCAUAUUUGCACACAGGCAGGAUUUUGGGUUUUCUUGUGUGGAACUGGUCCUAAGCUUUUGAGCAAGACUUAGGGCCCUUAACUAUUGUGAUCUUAUCUGUCUUCUCAGAGUCAGUCCUCCUGACCACCACUGGUGGCUGGCUAUUGCUUGAGCAGAAGUGGGAGGGGAGAGCACACUGUCCCCUAGGCACUAAGCAGAAGAUGGAAUAGACCCUUCAGUCUGACCACAGUGUCAGCAUUGUCCCACUCAGUGAUUGCUGUUGGUCCUUGGCUGUGAGACCUGCAGAACCCUGUGUGUGUGUGCUGGUUAACAUGUUUAGCACCUGUUUGGCACCUACUCUGCUUUCUAAUUAAGAUUUCUUUAUGUUGAAGGGAACUCUAACUUGUAUGUACAUGAGAUGUUCCAGAAUUGAUCUUCAGCUGCACAGCUUGUUGCAGGCUAGUGGGUUAUCUCCAUUUAAAACUGUACUGUAGCCUCCCUGUUCCUAGCUUGCAGCUACUACCCUCUUCUGUCUGUUGCUCAUAAUAAGAUUUGAAAUAGGUUUUGUCGUGUUUUAAAAAAUUAAUAAGGCCUGCCUUACAACCAGUUUUGAUCACUUGCUGACACAUAGAUAGUAUGUGCCAGUUUUCAAUCCAUUAGUUAAUGGGUUUUGGUAAGAUAAAUUGCACUGUAGGUAGAAAACCUAUUGUUCAGUUCCCUGCUUUCUGAAGUGUGGACCAAUCUUUAAUAAGGCUUGGGUCACUCUUUUGGAACUGUGCCCAUCUACCUGGUCUCAUUGAUUUAAGCCCAAAAGCAGCACUGAAUGUGGAAUAUCAUCCCAAUGAAUAUGUGCCCAGCCUGCAAAUGCAGCCUGCCCACAGGCCUGCUGCAGUGGAACUGAAAGCAUUUGGUGUGUGUUGUUUCACUGCUUAAGUUUCCCAGAAGUAUCUGGUAUCUUUUAUGAACACAAGAUAGUUUAAGGAAUAUUUAAUCAUCAGAAAAGCUUCACAGUUGUGCAGGAUAAUUCCUCUUUUUUUUUUUUUCAUUUUCUUGUAUUUCCCUAUGAUACAAGUAUGUUGUUUCUCAGGUAUUCAAAUAGCAUUUAUUAUCAAAGUGACAACUUCUUUUUGGAAGGAUAUGCAGUUUUUAAUAAUUUUGUGAUAAAUCAAAUAACUUGGCUGUGUGGCUAGUGAUUAACAGCAGCCAUUCCCAUUCAAUAUCAAACCCAUAGUUGUUUCAAAGAAAUAAUCUUAUUUCACAUGUGUAAUUUUUUCAGUUUGGUAUAUUUCCUGGAUUUGUGUUCAAUCCUGCUAGCUGGCUUAGGCUGUUAUGGAAACCCUUCUUUCUUAUUUAAAUAGACAUUUUUGGAAUUAGACCUUGGGUCAAGAAAGAAAAAUAAAGUUUUAAUUCAGUUGCACUUCAGAGAGGGAAAUUAAUCCUCAGGAAAGGAAAAUUUCUUCUUUGUUUCUGUGGAAGGAACAUUUCAAAUAGGUUUUUAAUAUAUCUUUCCCUCUGUCUCUAGAAAUUCAGAAAGCUAAAUCAAGGAAGAAGCUUCUUUUGCAUUUUGGCUUUGCUUCUGUGAAAGCACAAAUUGUUUUCCAUUUUGUUUUGAAUAUAAUUUAGAUCUAAAUAAAAUUUACCUGUUCAGUCAGAGAUAUAUCCUUUAGCAAAGGACUUGUAAAAAAAUUACUUUGUAUAAAUGUUUAGUUAUAAUAAUGGUACUAAUCUGUUUGAAAUUUUUUAUGUCAGAGAAGGUAAUAAGCUCUCCAUUGUUUUCUCUUUUGCUUUAGGUGUAAUGUAGCAGCAGGAGUUUAAAAUAAUUGAGAACAGAGAGUUAAAAUUGCUCAAAUCAAGGACCUCUACUGGUACUGCUUACAUUUACUCAGACUCUUUGGAGGCCUGUAAUACAUGUUCUCAGGAAAGGGUACUGGUGUCAGACACAGGCUUCUAGCAAAUUAAUGCUUGGGAUCCAUUUAAUAUGCACAAACAGGUAAGAUGAAAAUGUGCUAAGAGGAAGAGCUUAGUUACCUGACUUCAGGUGCUAAGAAAGUCAAGUUACUAUGCACUGAGUCUAGAAGGCAGCCACAUGCCUUUCUUGGUGGCUGUCAGUUUGUCUCCUUGUACCUGUGUGUGCAUGUAACCUCCAUCUAUGGCCAGCAGUGGGUCAGUUAUUGCAGUGCUGGACCUGGUGAGGUGAAUUUGAGGUUAACCUUAUUAUAGGUCUAGCUGCUGAAAGAUUUUGUUGUUCUUUUGGGGAAUUAGUUCACCUAAAUGAGUUCACUUUCAUCCCCACUGCCUAUACUCUUCCUUAUUGUCUCACUACCCCUAUUAAAGCCACUCUACAGAGAAUUUAUCACAAGGUGCCUUAGGAACAAAGAGCAUGUCUGAAAUAAGAACCAUAGGUGUCAUUAAUACAAGAGAUUUCUUAUUUCUCUGCCCAUUUGGGUAGGGGUGGUACUUGCUAAGGUCAGGCAGGGAGAGCCCCUCUAGGCUGUUCCUGGAGAUCUAAUCUGUUCAUAGAUGGACUUGUUGCUGUAAGAUGAGCGGUACAAUGGUAUUUGAGUUUCCUGGUGCCAUACAUUCUUUGCCUUCAUAUGCUGCUGUCAGAUGUCUAGGAACACCAGAGGACUAUUCCUUUUGAUAUGCUGACACUAAACCCAAGGACCAGAGGAACAUUAGAUAGAUAUUAGAAGAGUUUUUCUUAUGGCCUUUCAUAAUUUUCACUAAAAAGAGUGUUGGAAUCCUGACUUGUGAGUGCUGUGUUCUUAUGCAUAUUGAGUGUGGAUGAGAGACCAAAGCAACAAAGCUUUUUGUUUGGGUUUUUUUUAAUAUCUACAAGUGUAAAAGAAAAGACUAUUUCUCCUUUUCUCAUAUCUGGGAAAAUAUUGGAUGUGACAAUGUCAUGUAGAUGAAUGAUGAAUGUCACAACUGGCAGAAUGAAGAACUGAUUGUGUUAAGUACAUUGCUAAUUAGACUGUGAAAGAAGACAGGAGUUUAGCAAAGUGCUAAGGCAUUUAUCUAAAGAAGCUGAUUUGCAGUAAAUACCAAUUAAAUAAAAUUUUAGAAGGUACAUAAAAUAGCAGAGUUCAUAUGUAUAUCGCAAGGAGGAGAGUUUUCUGCGGGAAUAUUCCACAUUUGUCUGGAGACAGUCUCUGGCUACUUACUCUGAAACUUUGGUGCUGUUGCAGGUGAAGGCACAUCAGGCCAGGUGGAUGGUGGAUCUGUGUCUCCUUGACUUUUCUAGUUUCCAUUCUGUAUUUUACAUGUUUCUUUCUCAGAAUCAUUGUACAUUAAAUGUAGCCUUUAUUGGAAAAGGAGAAAGGAAGAAUUUUCUGAGACAUCAGUGAAGGUUAUCUGUUUUAAACCCAUCUGGACUGGUGAGUCAAGUCCCUUGGGCAAGAAGCAGGAUGCCAGCCACAAAAUUCAGAGCUAAGGAGACCUUGCCAAGUAAUGACCUUGACAUUUAGGAGCUGUUUACUUAUCAUUUGGAAAUGAUAAAUAGCUAGAGAUGGCCUCCCUGCAACCUCUAGGAUCUCCUGGGAACAGCUCUCCUCAGAGGGUAUCAGGUGCUUUCCACUCACAGCUCCAAGCCAUUAGCAACAGGCUUUCAAUGGGGAGCACCUUGUAGCUGGUCAUACCUUUUUCAAACCUAUGUUCUUGUGAACUGUGAUGGUUGUUUGUCAGUCCUUAUCUAUGUGAUGUGAAUAUUUUUGAUGUCCUGUGAUUUCAAAAUUGAGUACUCAGCACCAACUGUUUGCUUUUCAUGUGCUCACCAGGAGGUGAGUUUUAAAUAGAGAAGAGGAUAUUUAAAAAAAAAAAAAAAAAGUGGCACUGGACUCUUUCUGAAGGGUAUGUAUGAAGGCUAUAUUUAUAGUGUGCUUGCAUUCCUUCUAUAAUUGGUUUGUAUUGUUUAUAUUUGAUGUGUUGUGGUUGAUUUGUAGUAAUAUAUUGGAACAUACUCCCUUUAAAUAAACUUUUCACUAUGCAACCAAGAA
Molecule: messenger RNA, 10164 nt
Organism: Parus major (Great Tit)
Lineage: Eukaryota; Metazoa; Chordata; Aves; Passeriformes; Paridae
Gene: TMED8
Product: transmembrane p24 trafficking protein family member 8
Exons: 6
Coding region: 248-1186 (312 amino acids)
Source: RefSeq, a predicted model, not a curated record